Stylonychia lemnae is the source of this 1527-nucleotide messenger RNA. Lineage: Eukaryota; Ciliophora; Spirotrichea; Sporadotrichida; Oxytrichidae. The record is from the annotation of a GenBank genome assembly.
AUGGAAAGCGAGCAAUAAGAUACAAAUCUUGAAUUUGUCCCUAUUUUAAAUCAUCUUCCUGAAAUUUACCAUGAUAACAAUGGAGAGGUAAAACAAAAGCAUGAGGGAAGGUUUAAAAAUCUCAAAGAUAGAUUUAAGCAGAUCUAUGGAGUUGUUCCUAAAUACUUCUGCAGAGCUCCAGGUAGAGUAAAUAUCAUUGGAGAGCACAUUGACUAUUGUGGAUAUUCUGUACUUCCAGCUGCUAUAGAAUAAGAUUUUGUAAUGGCUUAUGUCCUUAAUGAAGCAGAUGAGAUUGAAUUAAAUAACAUAGAUAAAGAUCAAUACCCAGCUGAGAAAAUAUCUACUGAUCCAUUUUAAAAAUUCAAAGAGGGUCCUCACUGGAUAAACUAUUUCUUGUGUGGAUAUAAAGCGGUACUGGCUAUUGAUGAGAAAUACUACAGCCAAGUUACAAAACCAAGAGGAUUAAAAAUAAUGAUUGAUUCACUUGUUCCACCUGCUGCUGGUGUCUCAUCUAGCAGUGCCUUUACUGUCUGUGCUUCAAUUGUUGCACUUCAUGCAAAUGGUCUUGAAACUAAAAUUCCUAAAGGUGAUCUAAGUAAAUUAUGUGUUUUAGCUGAGAGAAUGGCUGGUACUGCUUGUGGAGGAAUGGACCAAACAAUAUCUAUUUUCGCUGAGAAAAAUCAAGCUAAGUUAAUAGAAUUUAAUCCAACACUUAAAGCUAUUGAUGUUAAAAUCCCAGCAAGUGUAGUUUUAGCAAUUGGAAAUUCUUUAACCCCUAGUCCUAAAUUACUCACUCUAGGUACUAGAUAUAACAAGAGAGUGGUUGAAUGUAGAUUUGCCCUUCUUAUUUUAGCCUUAAGAACUGGUGAUAUUAGCCAUGCUAAAGAACAAAAAUUCAAAAACUUCUAUGAAUUCUAAAAGCAUUUAGGCUACUCCUAUUAAUAAAUGCUAGAAUUAGUUUCUAGUCACUUAUAGAAGGGAGGUUAUACUCCUGAUAAGGUUAAAAAAGAAUUAGGUAUUGAUGAUUUAACCGAUCUUUUGAAAGAUAUACCCUACGCAAACGAAGUGAUCUCUUAAAAUUACUAAUUUCAUCUAUUUGAAAGAGCAUAUCACGUCUUUGGUGAGGCAUCGAGAGUUUAUGAAUUUAAGGAACUUUGUGAUGAUGAAACUUUGGAUGAGGCUGUAAAGGUUUAAAAAUUAGGUUAGUUGAUGAAUGAUAGCCACAAAAGCUGUAGAGAUUUGUAUGAUUGUUCCUCCCCUGAGUUAGAUGAAAUUACUUAAUUAUCUAGAGAUUCGGGUGCUUUAGGAAGUAGACUUACAGGUGCUGGAUGGGGAGGAUGCAGUGUUUCACUCAUUCCUAAAGAUAAUCUAGAAUAAUUUCUUGAUAAAGUAUUUACUUAUUAUACCAAAGAAAGGGAACCAGGCUAUCAACUAUGGAUAACUGAUGAUUUGGAAAGAUAUCUUUUCGCUACUCAGCCAGGUAAAGGAGCUUGUAUUUUAGAUCCCCAAUAUUGUCUCUGGAUGUGA